This is a messenger RNA of Triticum turgidum subsp. durum (durum wheat), 414 nucleotides long. The record is from the annotation of a GenBank genome assembly. Lineage: Eukaryota; Viridiplantae; Streptophyta; Magnoliopsida; Poales; Poaceae.
AUGGAGACGCCCAAGCUGGCCGUUUUGCUCGCCCUAGCCAUGGCGGCCGCCAUGGUUAACCUUUCCCAAGCCCAGAACUCGCCUCAGGACUACCUCUCGCCUCACAACAGGAUCAACGACUGCAAGCUCCAGCACUCGGGCGGGCCCUACGGGGAGAACAUCUUCUGGGGGUCGGCCGGCGCGGACUGGAAGGCGGCGGACGCGGUGAAGCUGUGGGUGGACGAGAAGAAGGACUACGACUACGGGUCCAACACCUGCGCGGGCGGGAAGGUGUGUGGGCACUACACGCAGGUGGUGUGGCGCGCGUCGACCAGCAUCGGCUGCGCUCGCGUCGUCUGCAACAACAACCGCGGCGUCUUCAUCACCUGCAACUACGAGCCCGCCGGGAAUGUCAUUGGACAGAAACCAUACUAA